Molecule: messenger RNA, 2213 nt
Organism: Nilaparvata lugens (brown planthopper)
Lineage: Eukaryota; Metazoa; Arthropoda; Insecta; Hemiptera; Delphacidae
Product: poly(A)-specific ribonuclease PARN
Exons: 14
Coding region: 273-1949 (558 amino acids)
Biological process (GO): nuclear-transcribed mRNA poly(A) tail shortening
Cellular component (GO): nucleus; cytoplasm
Molecular function (GO): RNA binding; metal ion binding; poly(A)-specific ribonuclease activity
Source: RefSeq, a predicted model, not a curated record
AUUUUCUAACCUCAAACUAAAACAUUGUUUAGGCUCAGUCAGCAUUCAUGUUCACAGAUCAAUGUUUGAGUGUUUUGUGUGAUUUUGAAUGUAAACGUUGUAAGUUGUGAUGGAAGUUACCAGAGAGAAUUUCAAAACGUUGUUACCAACUAUUGAAGCCGACAUUGAUGAUGCUGAAUUUUUCACUAUUGACGGUGAAUUUACGGGUCUAAACAAUGGAAUCGAGACAAGCACUUACGAUACGCCGGCCGAAUAUUACAAGAAACUGAAAGAUGGAUCAAUGGAAUUUCUUUUCUUUCAAUUUUGGACUGGCUGCUUUUAAGUUCGAUAGAGCUACAAAAAAGUACAAUCACAAAGCAUACAACUUCUACCUGUUUCCGAGACCAAAUUCUAAAACUCGACAUGUUGCCGAUUCUAGGUUUCUUUGUCAAAGCUCGUGCAUUGAUUUUCUAGCUGAACAUGGUUUCGACUUCAACAAGGUGUUCAAACAAGGUAUUUCUUAUUUGAAUUCAUGUGACGAGGAAAAAGCUCUGGACUUGUUAGAGAACCGCAAGAAAAACUUGUUAGACUCUGACAACGAAAUCAUCACGGUCCCAAGUGAUUUUAAGUUGUGUGUCGAAAAUGCUUGUGCUCAGGUAGAGGAUUUCAUCAAAUCGGAGGACAAAGAAAGAGAAAUUGUUUUACUGAAAAAUAAUGCGUUCGCGAAGAAACUGGUACACCAGCAAGUUAGCAAACGUUUCUCUGAAAAAGGAAUUGGCUUGGUCUCAUCAAAUAAAGCCAUGCUCGCUCGUAAGGAUUACAACAAAGAGAAAGAGAUAAUUGAAAAGUACGAAGCUGAGAAGAUUGAACUGCAAGAUGCUGUUGGUUUCACCCUAGUCAUGAGGAAGCUGGCUGAAUCUGACAAAUUGAUUGUUGGCCACAAUUUACUGCUGGAUCUGUGUCACAUUUUGAAUCAGUUCUUCGCUCCACUACCGCACGAGUAUUCAGAGUUCAAAUAUAUGCUACAUGAUACAUUUCCAAGGUUACUGGAUACGAAAUACAUGUGCUACGUUGAGCCUUUCAAAUCAUUCCUUUCAACAUCAACUCUUGCUCAUCUUGUACCUGCAAUAAGUGAAGUUCCGUUCCAACUUCCUGAAGUUGGAUGUAUUGAUGAAGAUUAUGGUUAUGAGCCUAAUUCCACGAAAAACCACGAGGCCGGAUUUGAUGCAUACAUUACUGGACUAGUAUUUAUAGCAUUCUCAAACUUUCUAGCUAGCAAGAAAAUUGGUAGUAAUGACAUUCCUGUCACACAAAGAGGAAUCUUGGCGCCUUUCAUUAAUAGGUUACAUUUAAUGAAAGUCAACGAUUCAUACAUAAAUAUCUGUGGAAAUGACCCGGUAUCCUCAAGAAACCACGUUUUCUAUGUCACGUUUCCUAGUAGAUGGAGGUUUAAACAGAUAGCCGACUUAUUCCAACCUGUUGGCACAAUUCUAGUCAACUGGAUCACCGAUGCGUCAGCCUGGGUGACUCUGAAUGACGCCGAAAUGGCUGACAGCGUACCCACUCUAAUAGACACAUCUAGCUAUAAUGACGUCACCAUCCAAACGUACGAGCAACGCAAGAGCGUGACCGGCGGUAGUCCCACGUUAGGCACACCGUCAGGUACACCGUCAGGUACACCUUCAGUCACGCCUUCGCAGUUGUUUUCACCGGACACGUCUUCGGCGCUGAAAAAGCGGAAACGCGAAGUGCAGUCGACGGGAAGUGGCGCUAGUGCGGCGCUGGCGGCUGCGGCAAGGAGACGCAGUCGCAGUAGAGAAAGCUUUUCCAGAAGAAGUUUUGAAACCAUUCCGGAGGAAUCAGAGGAUGUGGACUCUCCAAUAAGAAAAAAGAGGCUGAUUGUCGAGUUUGAAGAAUUGCCCAAAAAAGAUCAAAACGUGGAAUUUGAUGAGAAUAAUUCUUGGGACUGAGGAUUGAUCAACGUUUGAAAGUUUUAGAAGUGUUUCUAAAAUUUCAAACUUUUUCUAUUAUCGGUAUACUGGGCAGUGAAAUAGUUAGUGUUGUUGUCUUGUUGAAGAUCUCAUGUGUUCGUCAUUGAUGUUAUUGUAAAAAUGAUAUUUGUUGUCAAAGUAAGUGUUGAACAGUAUUUGAAAUCAUAACAUCUCACAAUUCUUUUAUAAAUUUGUAAGGUCUAUUUAUAGAAGGAACAUAAAACUUAUUCAAGUUUCUCGAAC